AUGGCUCCUGAUAUCAAAAACGAACCAACGCGCACCAGAAACUCUGAUACCGCUUCCACAUUCUCCUCUUCAACCGCAACGGACGACGAGGAUUACCGCAGCUUCCUGAGUGACGUUGUCGUCGUGGGCGCUGGCCCCUCUGGCCUCAUGCUUGCGGAUAAUCUCGUACGGUUUGGUAUCAAAACGCGGAUUAUUGACGACCGUCCAGAACGGACUGCCACGGGUCGUGCAGAUGGGCUUCAACCGAAAACUUUGGAAACACUCCGACAGAUGAGGUUGUGCGAGCCAUUGACGCGAAAAGGAGUCAAAAUCUAUGACAUUGCUUUUUGGAAAUCUACGUCCGAGAAAUCACUGCAUCGUACUGGCCGCAAAAUUCAUUAUCCCCCUGCCGUCGAUCUCCUCGACCCUUAUCUUCUCGUCGUCCAUCAGGGCAUGGUGGAGUCCAUAUUUCUUGACGAUCUAAAAGAGCGAGGAGUCGAGGUAACUAGAGACACGCGUUUCAAUGGCUACGAUUAUACCCCUCAAAAGGUGCGCCCACUGACGAUCAAAUGCUCGCACACUCCCUCCCGAACCGAGAAGACUUACGGCUCCCGCUACAUAGUUGGCUGUGACGGCGCGCAUUCAAGGGUACGGAAGUGCAUGCCGAAUUCUGUUCCCAUGGGUGCCUCUUCGGAUUCUAUAUGGGCGGUGUUGGAUGGAGUGUUGGACACCGACUUCCCGGAUAUCUGGAGUAAAGUCAUUGUGCGCUCGGAAAAGCUUGGGUCCAUCUUGAUGUUGCCAAGGGAACGUAACUUGACCCGCUUAUAUAUCGAAUUGAGGCCAGAUUCAGAAGAAACGAGGUCGAAGGAGAAGCACACACAAGAGUUCGUGCAGAAGCGGGCACGGGAGAUUAUGCAUCCUUACCGGCUAGAGUGGCGGAACAUCGAAUGGUUUGGACGAUAUCAGGUUGGACAAAGAGUCGCCUCUCGGUUCAGUGACGACGACAGCAUGGUUUUCAUCGCAGGAGAUGCCAGCCAUACACAUUCUCCAAAGGCGGCUCAGGGCAUGAACACAUCGAUGCACGACUCCUUCAACCUUGCUUGGAAACUCAACUUUGCCAUUCGUGGACUCGCCAAACCCUCUUUGCUCCAAACAUACGAGCACGAGCGAAAGAAGAUUGCAGAAGAUCUCAUGGACUUCGACUACGAGCAUGCCAACGCGUUCUCAGAAGGUGAUUCAGAGGCUCUUGCUGCAACCGUCGAGAAGAAUGCUGCCUUCAUAUCAGGCUACGGUGUCUUCUAUUCCGUGAACGUCCUGAAUACACCAACCAAAGGACCCCAACGAGGCCUUCUGAAGCCCGGCUACCUCCUCCCUCCAGCCAAAGUGACCCGUUUCAUCGACAACAACCCCGUCCACAUCCAAACGGAUAUACCCUCCCUAGGCCAAUUCCGCAUCUACUUCUUCACCCACAACGUUCACGCAUCCAUGCCGUUCCUCGACACCGUCUGUGCCGCCCACAUGUCAAUGAGUUCCUUCGUUGGCCGCGUAACCAUGCUGGGAAACGCAUCCUACACAAUGCAACCCCCGCUAGCCGCACCGCACGAUCAAUUCGUUUGCCCCGAGCGAUAUACACCUGUUUCGGCCGUUUUCACUUACGCACUUGUAACAGAUCAACCUCGAUCGCAGGACUUGGAGCUGGAAUACUUUCCACCGGUCUUACGAGAUUCAAAAUGGACCAUUUAUCUCGACGAUGUGCCAGAGAAGGAUACCAGGAAGCAGAAAUGCCUCGACAAGUGGCUCGGCGGUCUGAACAGAGACGAGGUGGUGAUUCUGAACGUGCGCCCGGACGGUUAUGUGGGAUCCCUGAGGCGCUUUGGGAACGGUAUUCGGGAAACUGCUGCGCAGGCCAUUACAUGGCUAGAUUCGUAUUAUGAGGGUUUUAUGCGUGAUAUGUAG
Westerdykella ornata is the source of this 1935-nucleotide messenger RNA. RefSeq names its product FAD monooxygenase-like protein. The record is from RefSeq and is a predicted model, not a curated record. The coding region runs from base 1 to 1935 and encodes 644 amino acids. Lineage: Eukaryota; Fungi; Ascomycota; Dothideomycetes; Pleosporales; Sporormiaceae. Gene Ontology annotation, molecular function: FAD binding. The transcript is spliced from 4 exons.